Camellia sinensis is the source of this 1236-nucleotide messenger RNA. NCBI's taxonomy places the organism in Eukaryota, Viridiplantae, Streptophyta, Magnoliopsida, Ericales, Theaceae. The record is from RefSeq and is a predicted model, not a curated record.
AUGGAGAUGUCACCACCACACUCUCAAAAGGCCUUAAAGAAAUUCCUAGGCAAAGAGUCAUACCUCAAGAGGUUCAUUCCAACCCUUGCUGAGAUAACAUUUUCCUUUGGGACACUGGUGAAAGGGAAUCACAAGUUUGAAUGGUUGCAAGAACACCAACAGGCAUUUGAUAUGGUGAAGAAAACACUUGCCUCUUCACUUACAAUGAUGGCCCCACAACCCAAAAAGCCUCUAUUAUUGUACCUGACCUCUACACCUCGGUCUAUUGGAGCUCUACUUGUCCAAGACAUAGAUGGCAUUGAGAAGCCGCCCGCUCUGACUAGAAGAAUAACAAGAUGGAUUUUGGCUCUAGCAGAAUAUGACAUCACUUGUGUUACUCCCAAGGCUAUUAAGAGCCAAGCACUUGCAGACUUAUUGGCCCAAUUCCCAUCUGGUGAACAUGAACUUGCAGAGGUACCUCUACCAGGUGAAAUCCAUGUCUCAACAACUGUAGUUGAGACUUAUUGGGACUUAAAAUUUGAUGGAGCUUCCGAGGUUGGGAAAGGUGGAGCUAGCAUAAUACUAAUCAAUCAAGAAGGAGAGAAGUUUGAUUUUAAAUGUUCAAACAAUGAGGCCAAAUAUGAGGCGUUGAUACUGGGUCUAAUUGCUGCUCAAAAGAAAGGCCUCCGCAAGUUGAAAAUUUGGGACGACUCCAAGUUAGUUGUCAAGCAAACAAUGAGUGAUUUCUCUUUGAAGGAGCCUUUGUUGGCCUUAUGUCGCACCGUAGUUCAAAGGUUGCUUACUCAGUUUGAUGACGUCCAAAUCCAACAUACCCUUCGAACACACAACUGUUUCCCCGAUGUCUUGGCUACACUAGGGGCAAUGGUGGAUAUACCAGAUGAUUGUAUAGCCAUCGUCAUCGAGAAAAGAACAACACCAGCAGUGUUAGCCGAAGAACAUACAGAGCAAGAUGCUGAGGGGUGGAAAGCAGAUAUAAUCCAGCAGUUAAAAAUAGGCCAGGGAACAAUCAGAUUAGCAGAACUUGCAUCAUUUCUACUUCUCAGAAGAGAGUUGUAUUUUUGCGAUCCCAACAACCUGCUGGCAAGGUGUGUUGGCAAACAAGAAGCAGCUUACAGACUUAAGCAAAUCCAUGCUAAGUCCUGUGGAGAUGGAGCUAUCAAUCUAUAUCGACGGAUACAAAAACAAUGGUAUUACUGGCUAGAGAUGGAAAAGGAAAGCAUUGAGUUACAGAAGUAA